Messenger RNA from Zea mays, 821 nucleotides. Its product is annotated as cyclic phosphodiesterase. Gene Ontology annotation, biological process: cyclic nucleotide metabolic process. Gene Ontology annotation, molecular function: 2',3'-cyclic-nucleotide 3'-phosphodiesterase activity. The record is from RefSeq and is marked validated. NCBI's taxonomy places the organism in Eukaryota, Viridiplantae, Streptophyta, Magnoliopsida, Poales, Poaceae.
UUCUUCUCCUCACAGCUGCAAAGCAUAUUCGCUUUCCGCCACCGCCCGAUCCCCACACCGCCACCCGCCGCCUCUAACCCCGCUGUCCCGUCUUGUGCUCUGACCUCACCGCUGGUCAGUGUCAGACCGCAUGGACCCCACCGACCAGUCGCCGGAGGAGGUGUACUCCGUGUGGGCCCUUCCGCCGGAGCCCGUCCGUGAUCGUUUCCGCCGCAUCAUGGAGGGCCUCCGCGCUGCAUACGGCGGCCCCGCCUUUGAGCCGCACGUUACCGUCGUCGGUGACUUCCGCGGACGCCGCUCGGAAGCUGUCAAGGUGCUCCGCGCCGCCGCCGCCAGCGUCCAACCCUACACUGCUCGUGUCACGGGGGUUGCCCGUGGCAGCUUCUUCUACCAGUGCGUCUACAUCCUUCUCGACCCCACCGCCGAGGUGGUGGGAGCUAGCGAUCACUGCUGCGCCAACUUCGGUUACAAUAGAAAAACUCCAUACAUGCCGCAUGUCAGCCUCUUAUAUGGAGACCUUACAGAUGAGGAGAAGGAGGAGGCAAGGAAGAAGGCAGAGGAGCUGGACAAGGAUAUCUAUGUAUUAGAGUUUGAGAUAUCUGAGCUUGCGCUCUAUAGAACAGAUACCACAGAUAAAACCUUGGAGUCAUGGGAAUUGGUGGAGGUGUGCCAUCUUGGCUCUUGAGAAGAAGUUAUUAGUUUCCUCUCCAUGGUGAUUCUGCUGUAAGUUAACUCUUGGAAUUUAUAAUGCUUUGUAGUGUCUUGUUGACUACUUUCUAAGAAACUGGUACGUACCACUGGCAUAAUACUUUCAAUGGGAA